This is a messenger RNA of Nezara viridula (southern green stink bug), 2561 nucleotides long. Lineage: Eukaryota; Metazoa; Arthropoda; Insecta; Hemiptera; Pentatomidae. The record is from the annotation of a GenBank genome assembly.
CUAAAGAAAUAGUGGGGAAUAUUAAAAAUAGCUCAUUAUCAACUAAUAAAUUUAUUUCACAUUUAUAAUAAUUCCUUUAAAUAACUAAUAUAUAUUAAGUUAAACCAAUCAAUUAGUAUACCUCAAUUAAUAUUGAAUGAGGCCUGGAAAAAGUUUAUAUAAUGAAUCACACUAAUCAUAACUGCAAUAUAUUUACGAAAAUAACCACUUAUAAGUUUCUGAAAAAAUGAAAUUAAAAAAUUAGAAAUUAAUGCAAGGGCCAGUUCUUAAACUCAGCUCGAGCCUCAUCGAUGCCAUCGCUUAGGAUUUUGAGACGGUCCGUUGCCAUCGAUCAGCUCAGCGCUGAGUUUAGGAACUUACCCCACCAUUUAACUCCAUCUACGUAACCUUCAUGUGGUUACCCAAGAAAUUGUGGUCCUUCCCGGGUUCUGAAAUGUUUGUUUUGUAGGAUUCUUUCUAAUAUUUAUAUACUGGACCAAUGGUAAUAAUUUAAAUAUGGCUUUUAAUUUUGGUACUACUCCUACUUUUGGUACUUCUACAACUACUGCUUCCUCUUUUGGUUUUGGCACCAACACAACUGCUUCUAAACCUGCCACUGGAUUUGGCACAACAAGUUUUUCUUUUGGAACCGCAUCCACUGGUACAACUGGCUUUGGAACCACUACUACCACAACUGCACCUGGCUUUGGGGGAUUCGGUACUACCUUUGGAACUGCUACAACACAGCAGCCUAACUUUGGUUUUGGUACUCCAUCUGCAGCAACGACAACAGCUAGUACUGGAUUUGGUGGUUUCGGAACAUCCACUUUUGGCACCGCAACCACUACAACUCCUUCUUUAUUUUCUGGUUUUGGUCAGUCGAAUACUACUCCAUCAACAGGGUUUGCAAAUUUUGGAACUAAACCAAUUGGAACUGGUUUUGGGUCUGUUACUAGUACUGGAAUAGGUUCUGGAGGUCUUGGAAGUGGUUUAACACAAGUUGCUCAGCAGCCUCAGCAGAGCUCCUCAGAACUAGAAGUUGUUCUUAACUCCGUCUAUAAUUGCUGCAUGUUUGGUGAUGAAAGAGAUGAAGUAUUGGCUAAAUGGAAUCUUCUUCAAGCAUCUUGGGGAACCGGGAAAGGUUUUUACAAUCCAAACGCACCACCAGCUGAAUAUACACCACAGAAUCCAUUUUACAGAUUUAAAGCCAUUGUUUACAGUGUAAAACCAACAGUUGAACCGAGAGAUGGUUUUGUUGCUUUACAGUUUAAUAAAAAAGAGGAGGAAAUAAGGAAUCAGGACCAACAGCUUGGUCAGGGAUUGGCUGCUAUUUUCGGUCUCAGUCAGCGACUCAAUCUCACUCUACAUGUUGACACUAUUCGACCCAUUUCUGCAUCUUCUACUCUUGUAUUUAUUUUUAUGGAAGAAAAGAGUAGCAAUGGUCAAAUUAAAAGGAUUUCUAACCAAGAGUUGGCUAGUUUCCUGCUGCAACCAACGCAAGUUAACCAGUUGAAGCAGAUGGGUGUGACAGACUGUUACCCUUUCAGUUGCCCUGAUAAGGAUCAGAUUCAGGAGUACCUAGAUAACUCUCCAGCUGGAAUUGAUCCUUUGAUGUGGAAACAAGCCCAAGCUGACAACCCCGAUCCUGUUAGAUUGAUUCCUAUGCCCCUCCUGGGUUUCAGUGAACUGAGGUGGAGGUAUCAUUGUCAAGUUGAAGAAACAAAAAGGCAUACAGCUUUCUUAGACAGUGUAGCAGAAGAGAUACUGAAAAUUAAAUCGGCAAACGAGGCAGCUCGAUUGAAAAUAAAUGAAUAUAAACAAAAAGUUAUAGAACUUGAGCACAGGGUACUUGAGGUGAUGGUAAGACAGCAAAUUGCUCGUAAUUUUGGGGUUGCUUUGAGACCAGAAGAAGAAAUGCUAAGAAGCCAACUUGAUGCUGUACAGUCACAGUUAAGCUCCCCUCAGUUUGCUGGAAGGCUCUCUGAAUUGCAGACACAGGUUAGACUUCAUAAACAAGAAGUUUCACAACAAUCUUCAGAUAAUUAUAACAUGAACCCUGCUGUAAAAGAUGAAAUAAAACAGUUCUUAUUAAUGCAGCAAGAUGCUAUCAAAUCAGUGUUGGAUAUAAUGCAGAAUGAUGAAGCUGAUCUAAAAAUAUUAGAGAAUGAUUUGUCAAAGUUCAGAUCCAGGAUCAGUGCAAAUGUUUGACAUGUUUUGUAUUCCCAUUUUCUGAAAGAUGUGCCUCUUCCUACUACUUCCAGAUAUUAGCCAGUUUAUAAUUUUUUCAUCUCAAAAUAAUUUCCAUUGUAUAACAUUCAAUUGUACAUAUAAUUCUUUACCUGAUGUAUAUUGAUUUAUGAUCUCAUCAUGAUGAAAUGAUGAUUUGUGUAAUAAUUAUAGGCUAAUUACAAAUCGGGUUCCUUGUUAAAUAUAUUUAAUUGUACUACUUACACCAGUGGUGUAAUUCAUUAUUGUAUUGUAAAAACAAAUGAUUUUAUUCCAAGAUAAAAUAAUAUUAUUUAAUUUAAGUUAAUUAGUCAUGUACAUAUAAAUUUUAAUACUACAAUUUUGUAAUAUUCUUU